AUCGAUGACAUUGCGGACGGCGCGGUGAAACCCCCUCCGAACAAGUAUCCCAUCUUCUUCUUCGGCACCCACGAGACAGCCUUCUUAGGCCCUAAAGAUCUCUUCCCUUAUGAAAAAUAUAAAGACAAAUAUGGCAAACCAAACAAGAGGAAAGGUUUCAACGAGGGACUGUGGGAAAUCCAGAACAACCCUCACGCCAGUUACAGUGCCCCUGCGCCCGCGAGCUCCUCCGACAGCGACGUCCCCGACAACGACCCCAUGGCGGGAAGCGAUGCCGGAGACGACGAGGAAGACUCUGCCAUGGCUGCAAUCCCCACGGAGAAGGUGGAUAGUGAUGAGGACUCGGAUCGAGGCAGUGACCACAGUGGGCUCAAGCGAAAAUCGUUGGCCAUGAAGAUGCAAGUGACAAAACGGCCUCGGAAAUCCUCCAGUGACCUGGAUCAGGGCAGCCCCUCCGUGACGGACGAGGAGAACUCGGAAACAUCUUCUGAGUCGGAAAAAAACAGUGACCAG
Messenger RNA from Acanthisitta chloris (rifleman), 513 nucleotides. RefSeq names its product hepatoma-derived growth factor-related protein 2-like. NCBI's taxonomy places the organism in Eukaryota, Metazoa, Chordata, Aves, Passeriformes, Acanthisittidae. The annotation marks the transcript as partial. The transcript has 4 exons. Gene Ontology annotation, molecular function: transcription coregulator activity; double-stranded DNA binding. Gene Ontology annotation, biological process: regulation of transcription by RNA polymerase II. The record is from RefSeq and is a predicted model, not a curated record. Gene Ontology annotation, cellular component: nucleus.